AUGGCGGCGCCCGUCCUGCGAGUGUCCACCCCUCGAUGGGAAAGAAUAGCCAGGCUCCUUGUUUGCGUCUUGGGCAUAUUGUUGUCCUUAUACGCCUUUCAUGUGGAAACUGAAAAGUCUAGAGACUCGAAUUAUCGGGCCAUGUGCGACGUGAGCGAUUCUAUCAGCUGUUCAAAAGUCUUCACCUCCAGGUAAAAUUUUGAAUUCAACAGCGGCGCCGAGUAGCAGCAGCGCUCUGAAUGAGACGGGGCGGUUUUGUGGCAUUGUGGGAACGGCUUUGCCAGCUGAACUGUCAUUUUCUUCCCCGCAUGCGCUCUUUUUUUAAGUACAUUUGCAAUUUCUGUAAAAACUGCAAUGGUUUUCGCCAAAAAAAAACGUACAAAAGUUACAAUCAGAAGCUUGCUUACUAUUGAUAACAAACUUAAGGCUGGCAUGUUUUACUGUAGAAGCUAGUGUAGCUUUUUAGCCAAAUUGCUAACGCUACUUAUUCACCAGCCAGCAACUAACUAGCUAGCUACUAACUGGCUGUUUGUUUGCUAGAUGCCAGGAAGUGGUGUUUUUUCAUUUCAAUGGAUGCACAUUUUACACACUUUGUUUUCCUCCAAACUUCAUUAUAUUGUUAAAUUAGCCAACUACCUAGCUAGCGAAUACGGCGCCACCGCCGGCAGCAAACUAUAUUGGCUAGUUACUAAGUUAGCCUAGCUAGCUAGACGAAAUCGGCGUAACCAUUCAGCCAGUUUUGUGUAACUUGUCUAAACAUGUGUGAAUCAGCUGUCUAAUCUAACGUUACCCAUUAAAUAAGUUGGAUAGUACCUCAAGCACGUUUUCCAAUAUCUAAAACUGAUUUAAAAAGCCAAACGGCAAUGUUAGAAACUAUAGGCUACAUUUGUAUAGGACCAUUAACUAUAUCAAAUAUGGCCCAUGGGGGCCUUGGAUUCCGUCAAUAAGAUUAGUUGAAUUGUCAGCUGUAGCUCAUUUGGUAGAGCAUGGCGCUUGCAACGCCAGGGUUGUGGGUUCGUUUCCCACGGGGGGGCCAGUAUGAAAAAAUGUAUGCACUCAUUAACUGUAAGUCGCUCUGGAUAAAAGCGUCUGCUAAAUGACUAAAAUGUAAUACGUCAAUGACAAUAUGAACAACCUGUUCCUUUAUAUUGGGGAAAUGCAUAUAAUUGUAUAUUGACAAAGCUGAAGUCACAUGACCUGUUUGGAUUUCAUCCUUAGUUCACUUGUCAUGUGCCCUAGUCCACGUGAUUUUAGGGUAGCUACAAGGGUUAUGUGAAAUGCACACUCCUGUUUGAUGUUUAAGGUGGACAGGCAAUGUCAGGUCUCUGGGGGGGAAUACAGGGACGAGAUAUUUCAGACGUGGUGCUGGAGUCAUGAGAACAACACGUGAUGAGACCAUCAGUUUCUCAACCACACACUGCCUGCCGAAGGCCAUCAUGAUGCUUUGAAUAACACCCGACCUAAACCAGUUCAUUUAUAGUGGCAUAAUGUACAAUAUUUUGUCUCAAGAAGGAGCGUUUUUUUUUUUUUUUUUUUUAUAGCAAUGAGAGAAAAGAGACUGGAUGCUCUUGGUCUGUGUGGCAUCUCUGAACUGCAUACAGAGGAACCCAUUUACAUUUUAGUCAUUUAGCAGACGCUAGGGUUAAGUGCCUUGCUCAAGGGGACAUCGACAGAUUUUUCACCUAGUCGGCUCGGGGAUUAGAACCAGCGACCUUUCGGUUACUGGCACAAUGCUCUUAACCACUAAGCUACCUGCCACCCUAUAGGAAAGGAGGCCUAUAGCCUUUACCAUGUAGCAUAACUGCUAGACCAGAACUGUUAUAAAUACUGCAGGACAUUCGCCCAAUAACCUUUGUUAGCAUUCUUGGAAAAAUCAUUGUAAUAGCUUCUUUAGGUGUCAGUGGCUUGCUCAGGUAGUCUUUUUUUAAGAGGCAGUAUAACUGUCAUGACAUUUUCCCAUCGGCUUUGAAAGGAAUGGUUUCCAUAUUCCAAGUUGUUCACACAAGAAUUCAGCUGGACUGCUCCAUGGUUGUAUAGGCCUGGCCUUUCCAGCUGGCCUUCUGAAUGGUUGUAUACAGUGCAUUCGGGAAGUAUUCAGACCCCUUCACUUUUUCCACAUUGUUACGUUACAGCCUUAUUCUAAAAUGGAUUAAAUGAAUGCUUUCCCUCAACAAUCUACACACAAUACCCCAUAAUGACAAAGCGAAAACAGGUCUUUAGACAUUUUUGCAAAUGUAUAAAAAAUAAAAAACAGAUACCUUAUGUACAUAAGUAUUCAGACCCUUUGCUAUGAGACUUGAAAUUGAGCUCAACUUGAUUGAAGUCCACCUGUGGUAAAUUCAAUUGAUUGGACAUGAUUUGGAAAGGCACACAGCUGUCUAUAUAAGGUCCCACAGUUGACAGUGCAUGUCAGAGCAAAAACCAAGCCAUGAGGUCAAAGGAAUUGUCCGUAGCGCUCCGAGACAGGAUUGUGCCGAGGCACAGAUCUGUGGAAAGGUACCAAAACAUUUCUGCAGCAUUGAAGGUCCCCAAGAACACAGUGGCCUCAAUCAUUCUUAAAUGGAAGAAGUUUGGAACCACCAAGACUCUUCCUAGAGCUGGCUGCCCGGCCAAACUGAGCAAUCGGGGGAGAAGGGCCUUGGUCAGGGAGGUGACCAAGAACCUGAUGGUUACUCUGACAGAGCUCCAGAGUUCCCCUGUGGAGAUGUGAGAACCUUCCAGAAGGACAACCAUCUCUGCAGCACUCCACCAAUCAGGCCUUUAUGGUAGAGCGGCCAGACGGAAGCUACUACUCAGUAAAAGGCACAUGACAGCCCGCUUGGAGUUUGCCAAAAGGCACCUAAAGGACUUUCAGACCAUGAGAAGCAAGAUUUUCUGGUCUGAUGAAACCAAGAUUGAACUCUUUGCCUGAAUGCCAAGUUUCACGUCUGGAGGAAACCUGGCACCAUCCCCACGGUGAAGUAUGGUGGUGGCAGCAUCAUGCUCUGUGGAUGUUUUUCAGCGGCAGGGAUUGGGAGACUAGUCAGGAUUGAGGGAAUGAUGAAUGGAGCAACGUACAGCGAGAUCCUUGAUGAUAACCUGCUCCAGAGCACUCAGGACCACAGACUGGGGCGAAGGUUUACCUUCCAACAGGACAACAAUCCUAAGCACACAGCCAAGACAACGCAGGAGUGGCUUCGGGACAAGUCUCUGAAUGUCCUUGAGUGGCCCAGCCAGAGCCCGGACUUGAAGCCGAUCUGGAGAGACCUGAAAAAUAGCUGUGCAGCGACGCUCCCCAUCCAACCUGACAGAGCUUGAGAGGAUCUGCAGAGAAGAAUGGGAGAAAUUCCCCACAGCUGGCCUUCUCAUGGUUGUAUAGGCCUACCCACGGAGGCAACACCGAUAAAGCAUGAUGGCAAAAUGAAAAAUGAAAAACAAAACUUAAGUGCUGUGAGCUGGUGACACUCUGGCCCUAAAAGUAGUCCAAAUAAACAUUCAGUACUAUAUCUGUAUUAUUAUUUGCUGUUGACAUUCAGAAACUCUGGCUGAAUUGGAGCUGGUAGGAAAGACACUCUGGUUGAAUUGGAGCUGGUAGGAAAGACACUCUGGUUGAAUUGGAGCUGGUAGGAAAGACACUCUGGUUGAAUUGGAGUUGGUAGGAAAGACACCCUGUUGAAUUGGAGCGGUAGAAAGACACUCUGGUUGAAUUGGAGUUGGUAGGAAAGACACUCUGGUUGAAUUGGAGCCGGUAGGAAAGACACUCUGGUUGAAUUGGAGCCGGUAGGAAAGACACUCUGGUUGAAUUGGAGCUGGUAGGAAAGACACUCUGGUUGAAUUGGAGCUGGUAGGAAAGACACUCUGGUUGAAUUGGAGCCGGUAGGAAAGACACUGGUUGAAUUGGAGCUGGUAGGAAAGACACUCUGGUUGAAUUGGAGCUGGUAGGAAAGACACUCUGGUUGAAUUGGAGCCGGUAGGAAAGACACUCUGGUUGAAUUGGAGCUGGUAGGAAAGACACUCUGGUUGAAUUGGAGCUGGUAGGAAAGACACUCUGGUUGAAUUGGAGCCGGUAGGAAAGACACUCUGGUUGAAUUGGAGCUGGUAGGACAGACACUCUGGUUGAAUUGGAGCGGUAGGAAAGACACUCUGGUUGAAUUGGAGCGGUAGGAAAGACACUCUGGUUGAAUUGGAGGGGAAGCCGGUUGAAUUGGAGCUGGUAGGAAAGACACUCUGGUUGAAUUGGAGCUGGUAGGAAAGACACUCUGGUUGAAUUGGAGCUGGUAGGAAAGACACUCUGGUUGAAUUGGAGCUGGUAGGAAAGACACUCUGGUUGAAUUGGAGCUGGUAGGAAAGACACUCUGGUUGAAUUGGAGCUGGUAGGAAAGACACUCUGGUUGAAUUGGAGUUGGUAGGAAAGACACUCUGGUUGAAUUGGAGUUGGUAGGAAAGACACUCUGGUUGAAUUGGAGCCGGUAGGAAAGACACUCUGGUUGAAUUGGAGCUGGUAGGAAAGACACUCUGGUUAAAUUGGAGCUGGAAGGAAAUAAAUGGGUCACAUCUCUCUUGUUUACUGUUACAGGGAUGUUGACGUUGUCAUUAACUUAUUGACUGUUACAGACCUCUUGAUGAGCUAUUGGGUAAAAGUGCGGUCUAUGCAGUAGUGAUGUUUAUCUUGUAAAAUUAGUGUGCAUUUCGACUUCCCAGGUGGCGCAGCGGUCUAAGGCACUGUAUCGCAGUGCUAGAGGCGUUACUACAGACCCGGGUUCAUUCCCGGGCUGUGCCACAACCGACCGUGGCCGGGAGUCCCAUAGGACGGCGCACAAUUGGCCCAAAGUCAUCCGGGUUAGGGGAGGGUUUGGCCGGUGGGGCUUUACUUGGCUCAUCGCGCUCUAGCGAUUCCUUGUGGCGGGCCGGGUGCCUGCAGGCUGACCCCGGUCGCCAGUUGAACAGUUGUUUCCUCCGACACAUUGGUGCGGCUGGCUUCCGGGUUAAGCUGGUGGGUGUUAAGGAGCGCGGUUAGGCGGAUCAUGUUUCGGAGGACGCACGACUCCACCUUCGCCUCUCCCAAGCCCGUUGGGCAGUUACAGCGAUGAGACAAGAUCAAAAAAGGGGGUAAAAUACAAAAAAUAAAAUAAUUCUAUGUGCAUUUCGUUACCCUCUUGCCAGAAACAGUCAACCCUGUCAUUUUUCGAGUGAAACAUUUUGGAGUCAGUUUACCUUGAAGUCUGCUGUCUGAAGGCUGGUUUGCCAGUUCAGGGCUUCCCUCUGAAGACGUGUAACCAGGACCAGUGCUUGUUGCGUCACUCAGGACUUCCAACGCACUUGGUUAUCUUUCUUCUCUGUCAUUUCCACUAACCAAGGAAACAGUGUGUUCAGUGAAUGCCUGCUUUUUACUUUUAUGGUUAUAACUAGUAAAUUACACAGUUUAGGCGACCUAUUACACUGCCUUAUCAGAAUAUAAGUUAGUAUUGUAGACCCGUUUUAUCAUUUAUAGUUGUAACUUGUAAUUGACACCGUUUACGCUACCUAGCUAUCACCUUAUCAGAAUCUAGACCAAUAAUACGCUACCUAGCUAUCACCUUAUCAGAAUCUAGACCAAUAAUACGCUACCUAGCUAUCGCCUUAUCAGAAUCUAGACCAAUAAUACGCUACCUAGCUAUCACCUUAUCAGAAUCUAGACCAAUAAUACGCUACCUAGCUAUCACCUUAUCAGAAUCUAGACCAAUAAUACGCUACCUAGCUAUCACCUUAUCAGAAUCUAGACCAAUAAUACGCUACCUAGCUAUCACCUUAUCAGAAUCUAGACCAAUAAUACGCUACCUAGCUAUCACCUUAUCAGAAUCUAGACCAAUAAUACGCUACCUAGCUAUCACCUUAUCAGAAUCUAGACCAAUAAUACGCUACCUAGCUAUCACCUUAUCAGAAUCUAGACCAGGGGUGUCAAACGUCCGGCCCGCGGGCCGGAUCAGGCCCGCAAACGGGUUUAAUCCGGCCCACGAGAUGAUUUUGACAAAAAAAAGAGUACAAAAUUUGUAAAGUAUAAAAAUGCGCUGCAAUUUUUCUAUAAAAUAAACUGCUGUUCCAAUUGCGUCCACUGAUGGCGCAAUAGCAAUUGUGUUAAGCAAGCAAACUGUUUAUACCGGGGCAGAGCAAGUAGGUCAAGCACGUGCAGCCAAUGAGCUACUUUGUUUUGCCCGCAAUAUUUAUUAUGGCUUCUACUUUUAACAUUAUGUGCUUUGGCACCCUCAUUGCCCCAAUAUGUCUCUGUCAAAAAAGAGAAAAGUGGACGCAGAGUGCAGAGUGUUCCAAGAAAAAUUGUCAUCCUAUUUAUUCACGGAAUUGAAUGGAAAGCUGUAUGUUUGGUGUGUUCAGAGCAUGUUGCAGUGCUGAAAGAAUAUAACCUUCGUCGCCACUAUGUGUCUUCAUGCCGACAAAUAUGACAACUUUCAAGGACAGCGGAGAUGAGAGAAGGUGAAUGAACUGUUGGCGGGUCUGAAGAAACAGCAGUCUGUGUUUACUCACAGCCGAGACAUCAGUGACGCUGCAGUGAAAGCUAGCUACCUCAUUGCUAAUGAAAUCGCAGUGGCUUCAAAACCAUUUAGUGAGGGUGAAUUUGUAAAAACAUGCAUGAUGAAGGCAGCGGAGAUUGUGUGCCCUGAAAAGCGUCAGGCUUUUGUAAAUAUCAGCCUGACAAGAAACACAGUUGCAGACAGGAUUUCCGAUCUUUCAGUGGAUUUGGACAGCCAGUUGAAGCAAAAAGUAAAGUCAUUUAUUGCGUUUUCGGUUGCAAUUGAUGAAAGCACGGACAUUACAGAUGUUGCACAACUGGCCAUUUUCAUCCGCGGAGUUGAUGACACAUUGACCGUCACCGAGGAGUUCGUGGAGUUGGUGCCGAUGACAGAUACAACGACAGCAGCUGAUAUUUUUACCGCACUCGUCGGCGCGCUGGACAGGGUCGGAGUGGACUGGUCCCGCGCUGUCAGCCUGGCUACAGAUGGUGCGCCCUCAAUGAUCGGGAAAAAAGCAGGCGUUGUGACAAAGUUCAGAGAGAAAGUGCAAUCUGCAAAUGGAGGACGUGAUUUUUUGACUUUUCACUGUAUUUUGCACCAGGAGGCUUUGUGUUGCAAGUCAUUAAAGAUGGAUAACGUCAUGAAGGUGGUCAUCCAAACUGUUAAUUUCAUCCGAUCCAGAAGCCUGAAUCACCGUCAGUUUGACAGCCUUCUCAGAGAGAAAGACCACAUCUAUGGCCUGCCAUACCACACUGAGGUAAGAUGGUUAAGCCGAGGUGCUGUGCGGAGGCGUUUCUUUGAUUUACGAGAAGAAAAUGAACAGUUCAUGGAAGAAAAGGGCAAACCAGUGUUAGAAUUUCAUUCCGCAGAAUGGAUGCAGGACCUAGCAUUUAUGGUGGAUGUUACAGAGCACCUGAAUAACUUGAACAAACAUCUGCAAGGGCGCAACAAAGUUGUCACGCAGUAUUAUGACAGCAUACGUUCUUUCAAGUUGAAGCUGUCAUUGUGGGAGACGCAACUUGCCGGUGGUGAUGCAGCUCACUUCCCCUGUCUGAAAAAUGUGUGCGCGACCCAACAUGUGGCAGACAUGAAGCGGUUCAAAGAUAAAAUAACGGGACUGUUACGGGAGUUUGAGCAACGCUUUCAGAUUUAUGUUUAUAUGUUUUUAUGUUGAUGUGCUAUUGUUUUUAAUUGAUUUUAUUUUAUUUGUAUAUUUAACCUAUUCUUGACUCUGUGGUUCUUGCACUUGUUUGGGGAACAGGAUCUCAUUAUUCUUAUCUACAUUUCUGCCUGAGAAAUGACACCCUGAUAUAGUUCUGUGAUAUACUUCUGUGAAUCACUGAGGCAUUGUGUGUUUGUGUGUUCUUUGUCCUCAGAACUUUCAAAUAACUUGAGGUGUUUUAUGAUUAAUAGUGAUGUUGUGCUUUUGGACACUGUCCUCAGGCUCCAGCUUUAUGUUUAUAUGUUUUUAUGUUGUGCUAUUGUUUUUAAUUGUUUUUAUUUUAUUUGUAUAUUUAACCUAUUCUUGACUCUGUGGUUCUUGCACUUGUUUGGGGAACAGGAUGUCAUUAUUUUUAUCUACAUUUCUGCCUGAGAAAUGACACCCUGAUAUAGUUCUGUGAUCUGUGAAACAGUUCUGUUAAUCACUGAGGCAUUGUGUGUUUGUGUGUUCUUUUUCUUUAGAAUUUUCAAAUAAACUUGACGUGUUUUAUGAUUAAUAGUGAUGUUGUGCUUGUACUAUUUUGGACACACUGUCCUCAGGCUCCAGCUUUAUGUUGUAUGUUGAUCGUAUUAAAACAAAGAAAACAAUCUGAAGUUGUUGUUUUUAAGUUAUAUAUACCAUGAUUUUUCCAGUCCGGCCCACUUGGGAAUAGAUUUUCCUCCAUGUGGCCCCUGAGCUAAAAUGAGUUUGACACCCCUGAUCUAGACCAAUAAUACGCUACCUAGCUAUCACCUUAUCAGAAUCUAGACCAAUAAUACGCUACCUAGCUAUCACCUUAUCAGAAUCUAGACCAAUAAUACGCUACCUAGCUAUCACCUUAUCAGAAUCUAGACCAAUAAUACGCUACCUAGCGAUCACCUUAUCAGAAUCUAGACCAAUAAUACGCUACCUAGCUAUCACCUUAUCAGAAUCUAGACCAAUAAUACGCUACCUAGCUAUCACCUUAUCAGAAUCUAGACCAAUAAUACGCUACCUAGCUAUCACCUUAUCAGAAUCUAGACCAAUAAUAGCUGGAGCUCCUUGAACAUUGCCAUUUGUUUUUCGGGGUAAUUAAAUGUACUUGUCAAUUUAUCACUGCAAUUCAUCAACAUCACGAUUACCAACAAAUGUCCAUUUGUUUCUUCCAAUUCCUCUCCCUGUGUAGGUGGGGUCGAGGAUUUGGACUGUUGGGCUCGAUCUUCGGAAACGACAGUGCAAUGAACCAGCCAAACAGUGUCUACGGAAUUGUAUUUUAUGUCUUUCAACUGUUACUA
Messenger RNA from Coregonus sp. 'balchen', 8960 nucleotides. NCBI's taxonomy places the organism in Eukaryota, Metazoa, Chordata, Actinopteri, Salmoniformes, Salmonidae. The record is from the annotation of a GenBank genome assembly.